AUGAUUCCUACAAAUAAACCUGGUCCAUCAUUACGUUUUGUUCCACCAAUUGGUCAGACAUUAGGAUUAACAAAAUUUGAAAAUAAACUAAUUAAUGUAUUUAAUAAAACUUUAAAAACUUGUGGCAAUAAAGUUGAGAAUUUAAAUCAUGGUAAUUAUGAAACUGAAGAGUCCAGUUGUGAUAGAAAAUAUCCAACAAUAAACAAAGUAAAUGGAAGAAGAAAAAUGGAAAUAUAUGAAAAUGAAAAUUGUUUACAAUAUUCAGAUUCAAGAGUAGCCAGAAAAAAUGAUACUAUUUAUGGAAAAAAAACUUACAAUCAUAUAAAUGAAAAUAGGUUUACAUCUGUAAAGUAUUCCUCUGGUCAUAAUAAAAAAUCAUUUAAUGCUUUUGCUAAAAAUCAAAUUCUUGAAGUAUUGGAGGCAGCUUCAAUAGCUUUGGAAAAUAAAUUUUAA
Molecule: messenger RNA, 453 nt
Organism: Strongyloides ratti
Lineage: Eukaryota; Metazoa; Nematoda; Chromadorea; Rhabditida; Strongyloididae
Exons: 1
Coding region: 1-453 (150 amino acids)
Source: RefSeq, a predicted model, not a curated record